Molecule: messenger RNA, 1419 nt
Organism: Elephantulus edwardii (Cape elephant shrew)
Lineage: Eukaryota; Metazoa; Chordata; Mammalia; Macroscelidea; Macroscelididae
Gene: METTL4
Product: methyltransferase like 4
Exons: 8
Coding region: 1-1419 (472 amino acids)
Cellular component (GO): cytosol; nucleus; RNA N6-methyladenosine methyltransferase complex
Molecular function (GO): nucleic acid binding; RNA methyltransferase activity; site-specific DNA-methyltransferase (adenine-specific) activity
Source: RefSeq, a predicted model, not a curated record
AUGUCUGUGGUGCAUCAGCUGUCACCUGGGUGGUUACUGGACCAUCUUUCAUUCAUUAACAAGAUCAACUAUGAGCUUCACCAGCAUCAUGAACUUAGCUGUAGUAAAAAUGAGUCCAUUUCUUCUGCUCACUUUGGUUCAUCUCAAAAGGAUUCUGUGUCUUCUUUUGGACCCACUGCUACAUCAAUUGCUUCUGACCUAGCCACUAAGUGUGAAACAGACGAUUGUGGAAAUAGUGACGUGCUUGUUCAAAAAUAUUUUUUCCGGUCUGAAUUAUUUGAUAUCAGCAAGCCAUACAUAACUUCAUCUGGUCUUGAAGACAGCCAGCAAAGUCAUGAAAAGGAAGAUCUCAUGGAUGAUGUUAAGAAGGAAAACUCCACUUCUGUUAUUGGGAAGAAGCGUAAGAGGUGCAUGGUUUUCAAUCAAGGCGAAUUGGAUGCAAUGGAAUACCAUGCAAAGAUCAGGAUGCUAAUAUCUAAUGGAUCUUCACAGUUAAUCCAAGAAGGUCUCAAAAGUGGUUUUCUUUGUCCACUUUCUGAAAAACCGGACAAGUGUAGCAAACCCAUUACUUUACCAUGUGAUACUUGCAAUUUAUCAGAAUUGUGUGAAAUGACGAAGCAUUGGUCUUCUCUGCAUGAAAAGGAGCCUGAGAUAUUACAGCUGAUGGAAGAUGAUGCAUUUGUUACAGAGCAGGAUUUAUUUUCACGAGUUGUUGAAAACAAAUCUCCCUUCACAAAAGUAAUUACAUUAAUGAAACAGAAAUACUUGCUUCCACCAAAGAGUCGUUUUCUUUUGUCUGACAUUUCGUGUAUGCAACCACUUCUCAAUUAUGGAAAAAAAUAUGAUGUGAUUGUCAUAGAUCCUCCAUGGCAGAACAAAUCAGUAAAAAGAAGUAACAAGUACAGCUAUUUAUCACCUAUGCAAAUAAAGCAGAUACCUAUUCCUAAAAUUGCUGCUUCAAACUGUCUUGUGAUUACUUGGGUGACCAAUAGACAGAAGCACCUGCGGUUUGUAAAGGAAGAGCUUUAUCCCUCUUGGUCUGUGGAGAUUGUUGCUGAAUGGCACUGGGUAAAAAUCACCAGUUCAGGAGAGUAUGUGUUUCCAUUAGAUUCUCUACACAAAAAACCUUAUGAAGGUCUUAUACUGGGAAGAGUUCGAGUAAAAACUGCUUUACCAUUAAGGAAUGACAAUGAAGAAGUGCUCCCCAUCCCAGAUCAUAAAUUAAUUGUCAGUGUGCCCUGUGCUCUUCACUCACAUAAGCCACCUCUUGCUGAGGUUCUAAAAGACUACAUUAAGCCAGAUGGCGAAUAUUUGGAGUUGUUUGCGCGAAAUUUACAGCCAGGUUGGACUAGUUGGGGCAAUGAAGUUCUCAAAUUUCAGCAUGUGGAUUAUUUUAUUGCUGUGGAGUCAAGAAACUGA